Sebastes umbrosus (honeycomb rockfish) is the source of this 2095-nucleotide messenger RNA. RefSeq lists its product as uncharacterized. The transcript is spliced from 8 exons. Lineage: Eukaryota; Metazoa; Chordata; Actinopteri; Perciformes; Sebastidae. The record is from RefSeq and is a predicted model, not a curated record. Bases 740 to 1354 code for a protein of 204 amino acids.
UUGUUUGUAACAAGUUUGUUUGAGAUUUGACGCUUAACAGUUAAAUAAAACUCUUGUCCUCGUUACCUUAUUAUGUAAUAAGUCAGUUCAAAUGCACAAACUUUUUAAUCUCUGCAACGUCAGUGGAGUGAAGGAAAAACUUAUAUCCUUCAAGACAAAUGUGUGGUGUUUACUCGGUACAUGAUUACCAGCUUUGCUUGAUGUCAACAUCAGGAUUAGUACGACAUGUUGGAGGUAUAGCCCACAUAGGCAAACUGCUUAAAUCCCAACCAUUUUCCUGUUAAGACAGCUUGUUUUGCACUGUCUACAUCUGUAACUCUCAUCCGUUGGUGUUUUUGACAAGCUUAAACUAUAUUUCUGGAGGUAUUUUGUACUUGUUCCAAGAUAAAUGGGUAUCUACAGCUUUACUGGGGAGUUACAUUUUAACCCCUUGUUAUUUAUUUAGUUAUUUUAAAGUUAAACGUGACACAUAUUUACAUAUCCCAUGAGACACAGCCAUUGGCCUGCUGUCAAAGCUGAAACAAGUUCUGCUUAUCGAUUUGUGAAAAGUACUUUUCAUCAGUUAAUUCUUGGAUUUAUUGCACUUUCAUCUACAUUUUAGGUUUCAUGUUGUAACGCCCACACAGAAAGGGUAUAGCUUUACAAAAUACAUCUGUGAUACAACUGAAUGCAAUCACUGCACAAACGGAAGGAAGUAUCUGUCAUCUGCAUGAAAAGCAUUUUCUUAAAGCAUGAAUAGAUGUCUGCUGAGCUCUACUCUGCGAAUGAACCAGGUGGAAAUAAUGCAAGUCUUCAAUACACCACAGUGGGGGGCAGCAAACCUUUACACCGCUUCAUUAAGUGGCAACCCAAGAUCAUUGGCAUCAUCGUGCUGAUCUUAGGCUCGUCUUUCUUCCUCAUUACCGCGAUCCUGCCAGAGUACAAUUUUGGAAGCUCAUGGAGCGUCAUCCCACCUGGCUUCAUUUUGGGAAUCAUGUUCAUCGUAUGUGGGAUUCUGUAUAUUCUGACAGAGUACAACACCACCAAGAAAACAGUAACCGUAUCAUUGGCUCUGAGUAUUGUGACCAUUCUGGGGUCAUGUUGGACAAUUUUGUACAUGGUGCCCAACUUGGCUCACCGCAGCUACUACAGAGACUAUGAAUUUAUUGAAGAAAAUAUGACAGAGUUCACUGAACUGAAAUGGUCAUCUGAGGCUUUGGUAUUCGCUCUGGAGCUGCUCUUCUUCAUCUAUAGUGUUGUGGGUGCACUUAUUUUCAUUGUAAUGUCAUGUCUGGCCGUGGCUGCCCUGCGUUCCACAAAGAGCCAGGCCAUUGUAGUGAUGACUACUACGCCGGCUGAAACACCAGUUGAAUAACGAGCACAAGAGGAAGGUCUGAAGUGCAAUAAAUUGAGUGGAGAGAAGAAAUAUGAAGCAUAAAAAGACUAAUUAUUUACUGACUUCUCACUAGCAUAUUUGGGCUGUUGUAUACAAUGCAAAACAGAUCAUAUGUAUGUAAGUAUAUAUAUUGCCAUGGUGUUUCUGUGAUACUUCCACCAGCAUAUGAGCACUAUAUUUCCCUCAUUUGAACAUUUGCCACCAGACUCAACAGGAUGAUGGCAUUGAACUUUCCCCACUAUGUAGGCAAUUAACUGCUACUUACUCUGCAGCCUGGCGCUGGCUGACCUGUCAGCUCAUUAUGUUUGCACUGCUACACCACAGGACAAAGGUCGGGGGGAGACCAAUGUCCCUCUGAGAUAGUUAAAGAAAACUUGUGUGGGCUGUUUUAAUUUCUCAAAAACAUUGCAAUUAAUCAAAAGUAAUGUUUGAUAAGGCACCCUGUCGCAAGAGUAUAUAAGUUGUAACAAACAGUUUUGUAAAUGGUUUAUAUACCAUGUACUAAUGCUCAAUAGAUUAGUUAUAUGCCAUUAAUAAGAAAAGCUUUUGGGUUGAGAGGCUGUUAUCCUCCGCCAGCAUAACACUUUCUGCUUUUAGCUUUAAUUCACUAGUAAAACUAGCUUGACCAGCUUGGCUCCAGAUCUCCGAAUCACUUCCCACACAUCCAAUAUUUUUCAGCAAUUCUAAUAGUAUGUAAAAAAAAAAAAAAAGAAAAAAAAA